This is a messenger RNA of Talaromyces stipitatus ATCC 10500, 1123 nucleotides long. RefSeq lists its product as uncharacterized. The transcript is spliced from 4 exons. NCBI's taxonomy places the organism in Eukaryota, Fungi, Ascomycota, Eurotiomycetes, Eurotiales, Trichocomaceae. The record is from RefSeq and is a predicted model, not a curated record. The coding region runs from base 1 to 1086 and encodes 361 amino acids.
AUGCCGCGUCUACGGGGGGGGUCACGGGACCACCGCCAUACAGGUAGACGUCGGUACCGCAUUGGGCCUAGCGUGAUCGUAGCAAGGACAUCAACCUCGCACGCCACGGAUCUCAGAUACCCAUCAUCAAGAUAUCCGGAUGCUUUAAGGCACGUUCCUAGCUCUUCUUCACGGGAAUUGGUUCCCACAAUAGAGGGUAUAAGCGCGGUUGGGAAUACGAUUCCUCCAUUGCUUAUUUUUACUGGAAAGGUUAUCCUUGAGAGCUGGUUCCAAUAUCUCAAAGAAGAUGAGUGGAAAGUGACUAUAAGCGAAACAGGCUUUUCAAAUGAUGAGAUUGCGUACGAUUGGCUCAAACAUUUCAAUGAGCAUACACGAGAACAAGCAGGAAACAAUUUUCCGCACCUUGGAGGUUAUUUUUACGAUAAGAUCGAUUUUUUGGCCAAUAUUGCUCGUGUACGCGCUGACGCCCUUACUCCACGAGUUAUCCGGAAUGGAUUUUCUGCGCGUGGGCUUUGGCCUUUCAAUCCAGAGAUAAUUGUCGGUCCUUUAAUUGAGAAAUGGGACCUCCAAGAAGGGCAAGAGUUGCUAAUUUAUGAUGGCAAUGAGGAGCCAGAUAUCUCAAGUUCACCCACAAAUGGUUCAUUUUCUCCGCCAACUACUACGUAUAAGCUUCAAAGAUCAAUUACUAAGGUUGACGCCCAGCUAAAUGAGAUUUCCAACGUGAUUCCUAGUAUCCGGAGGAGUCUAAAAAAGAUUUUUGACGGAAGCCUCACGCAGGCCCAUCUUAAAGAUCAACAACAGGCUCAAAUCGAGCGCAUCCAAACGCUCAAUGAACGCAAAUCCGCCAAAAAAAAAAAAAAAAUAAGCGCCAGAGCCAUCAAAAAGCGUGCUACAGCUGAGGAAAAGAAGGCCGAGAGGAAGAGGCUCAAAGAGCUACGGCAAGCACUAUUGGGAUCAAUGCAUCCCCCGCUUACACCAAGUGACGAGGCGGCGAUUGAUCGUAAUACUCUAUUGAAUUUGAUUGAACAGGCUUACCCAAGAUGCUCAGAUCCAAAUUUGAUUCGUUGGGUUGACGAGAGAAUGUAAAUUUGUUAGCAAUUUCCGUACAAAAAAUCAUUUAUCU